AAUGUUAUAAAGACCAAUUAUUAUGAUACGGAACACGCUAUAAAAUUCUUGCUGUCAAACUUCAAAGUAUGUUUUGAUUUUUAGUGUCAAAAAGUCACGUUGUUUUGCUUUCGCGUGGGAACUGUGAACAAUUAUUUAUAUUUUAUAUCAAUAUUACGUAAAAUUUAAUAAAAAAAUAACACAAACAAAAGUUUAUUAAUGAUUUUAAAUAUCGUGCCAAGAUGAAGUAUCAUUAUAAGUUUCAAAAUCUUCUGGGCACUGUGUACCGAAAAGGCGACGUGUUAUUCUCCAAUGACGGCAACUGCGUCAUCAGUCCUGUCGGGAACAGAAUAACAGUGUAUAAUCUUAAGCAGAAUCAAAGCAACACAUUGUCAUUUGAGAGCCACUAUAAUUACACAGCUGUAGAUGUUUCUCCAAAUGGCACAACACUGUUGGCUGUUAAUGAAAAGGGUGAAGCGCAAAUGAUUAGUUUAGUAACAUGCACCGUAAUACACAGGUAUAAGUUCAAACAAGCUGUGAAUGCUGUUAAGUUUAGCCCUGAUGGUGCGUAUUUCGCUGCUUGCUGUGAUGAUACAGUAUUCAUUAUGACAGCACCCUGCACAUUCACUGGUGAAUUUCGUUCGUUCAUAAUGAAACGGGUUUACAAAAAAGCCCAUGAUGACGUCACCUGCUUAGACUGGUCGUCCUGCUCAAAAAUCUUGGCAGUAGGCUCCAAAGAUACAACAACCAGAAUUUACACUGUUGAUUACCUAGAUAAUAUAAAUACGUACACACUGAGUGGGCAUACGGAUAAAGUAGUGGGGAUAUUCUUUGAGAAGAAGAGUCUAGACUUAAUAUCGGUCAGUAGAAACGGUCAAGUGUGUUUAUGGGAAGCGUCGAUAGAUUCGGAUGACCUCGUUGUAUCGGAAGUUCAAAUAUCAUUAAGGAAGAAGCGGAAGAUAAGAAAGGAGGAGGAAAGUGAAGAUGAAGUCAAUGAGAAGGAUGUUAUUGAGAAAGAUAAGGAAUUUGAGGAACCCGAUGACCAAGAGGAAGAUAAAGUAAAAAGAGAAAUAGCAGAGUAUGAAGAGAAAAGAUUAACUUAUGCAAAACUGGGCCGGCAUUACAUUGGCGACGCGAUACGUAUAGCCGACAGGAAGGUCAAACUCACAGCAGUGCAGUACCACAAGGAAACCAAAUUGUUAGUUACAGGUUUUUCUAAUGGCAUAUUCUUUCUACAUGAGAUGCCGGAUGUGAAUCUCAUUCACACAUUGAGUAUAUCAGAGCACAGGAUCAGCAGUAUCGCAAUAUCUUCGCCCGGAGACUGGAUAGCGUUUGGCUGUCCCAAUAUAGGACAGUUACUUGUAUGGGAAUGGCAGAGUGAACAAUACGUAAUGAAACAGCAAGGCCAUUCUCUAGACAUGACAUGCGUGGCAUACUCUCCUGAUGGCCUGUAUCUAGUCACAGGAGGGUACGAUGGGAAAGUGAAAGUGUGGAACACGACCAACGGCUUCUGUUUUGUCACCUUCAGCGAACACAAGUCAACGGUCACCAGUAUAGUGUUCAGUGCGAAUAAGAAGUUUUUCGUAUCGUCGUCGCUAGAUGGCACUGUUAGGUGUUAUGAUUUGACAAGGUACCGUAACUUCCGCACUCUGACAUCUCCGAGCCUGGUGCAGUUCAGCUGCGUCGGCGUCGACUCCAGCAGCGAGCUGUGUGCAGCGGGGGGACAGGAUGUCUUCGAGAUAUUCAUAUGGUCCAUUAAAUUUGGAAAAUUGUUGGAUGUGCUAGGCGGUCACGAAGCCCCGGUCUCGUGUUUAUCAUUCAGUCCCACGCUGGCCAGCUCUCGGCUCGCCUCGGCGAGUUGGGACAAGACCGUGAGACUGUGGAACUGUAUAGAGAGUGGUACUGACUGCGAGACGCUGCGGCUGACGUCAGACGCGCUGCAGGUCGCGUUCAGGCCCGAUGGCGAAGAGUUAGCAGUGUCGACGUUGGACGGCAACAUAACGUUUUUCGACGCGACGACGUGCGAGCAGACCGCCAGCGUGGAGGGACGCAACGACCUCGGCGCCGGGAGGGCCGACACCGACCUCAUCACGCCGGAGAAGAUGCUCAAAACCAAGGCUUUCACCACAAUAUGCUAUUCUGCAGAUGGAUCAUGUUUGUUGGGAGCUGGAAACUCAAAACACGUCUGUCUGUAUAGUGUUAAAGAGUCAAUACUUAUCAAGAAGUUCGUCAUCACGCAGAAUAGGUCUAUAGAUGCUGUGAAUGACUUCAUAAACCGACGUUUGCUGACUGAGUUCGGCAACAUGGCGUUAGUGGAGGAGAGAGGAGACCUCGAGGGUGGUGACGUCAAUAUCCGGCUGCCGGGAGUGGCGCAGGGAGACAUGGCCGACAGGAGGGUCAAACCUGAGGUGCGCGUGCAUUGCGUGAGGUUCUCGCCUACCGGUGAGAGCUUCGCGGUGGCGGCUACAGAGGGACUCAUGAUAUACAGCCAGUUCGCAGGCAUCGAUGGCACUUUUAGGCCGUACCGUUUGGAAGCGAGUUCGACUCCGUACGCGGUCAAACAGUUGUUGAAGGAAGGAGCUUGGGGCUCAGCCUUAACCGGUGCUGUUCAGCUCAACGAGCUGGCCAUCAUACAGGAGUGUGUGGAGACCGUGCCGCCGACAGACAUAAACCUUACAGUAUCAACACUGGACGAUGACUACGCGGACCGCCUCCUGGGCUCCAUAGCGCGUCUCCUGGAGGACAGCAGACAUCUGGAACACCUGCUCCUGUGGGUGAAGGCGCUGGUAUCGGGGAACAAGAAGAAGUUCCCGCCCAGCGUGCUGCUGGCGUUGGAGAAAGUGCUCACUGUUAAAUAUUCACAGCUGAGUAAAAUAUGCGACUUCAACAAGUACACGAUUAAGUGCAUCAAGUCCGUGGGAGAGAUCGAAGUGAAGCCUGAAGUAGAACCGAUGGAUACCGACAACGAGUCCAGCGGGCGCGGAACAUUCUCAGACACUGAUUAAAAUAUUCCAAAUUCAAAUUAAAUGUGUUUUUUUUUUG
Molecule: messenger RNA, 3021 nt
Organism: Manduca sexta (tobacco hornworm)
Lineage: Eukaryota; Metazoa; Arthropoda; Insecta; Lepidoptera; Sphingidae
Product: periodic tryptophan protein 2 homolog
Exons: 17
Coding region: 222-2984 (920 amino acids)
Biological process (GO): ribosomal small subunit assembly; maturation of SSU-rRNA from tricistronic rRNA transcript (SSU-rRNA, 5.8S rRNA, LSU-rRNA)
Cellular component (GO): small-subunit processome; Pwp2p-containing subcomplex of 90S preribosome
Molecular function (GO): protein binding
Source: RefSeq, a predicted model, not a curated record